CUGAUUUACACUCACAAAAUAGUUGCUACAUUAAUUCCACCUGAAUCCGACAAUAGUUCAUAUGCGCUGGGUGGGUGUGUCAUAUAGAAUGUGAAACUGAGUAUUUCCUGCUAUGCGCUCAGUUCCUUUUAGACUAGACAGAGUAUAGGAGGGAUGGCGGAGAAGGGGCUUGACUCAAAUGGCUCAGUUGGUCGGAGGUGUCCCGCCCUGUCUCCUGGAGAGAGAAUGCAGUCAUCUGGAACCGGGUCGUCAAAAUGGGUUCGCCUUAACGUCGGCGGCACAUACUUUCUUACGACGAGACAAACGUUGUGCAGAGAUCCAAAAUCUUUUCUUUACCGACUGUGCCAGGCCGACCCCGACCUCGACUCUGACAAGGAUGAAAUGGGAGCCUAUUUAAUAGACCGAGACCCAGCCUACUUUGGUCCAGUACUGAAUUACCUGAGGCAUGGAAAGCUAGUGCUCAACAGAGGCCUUGCAGAAGAAGGUAUUCUGGAAGAGGCGGAGUUCUACAACAUCACUUCGUUGAUAAAAUUAGUCAAAGACAAAAUCAGGGAGAGGGACUGCAAAACGGCUCAGAUCCCUGUGAAACAUGUGUACAGAGUCUUGCAGUGCCAAGAGGAGGAACUAACACAGAUGGUCUCCACAAUGUCUGAUGGGUGGAAGUUUGAACAGCUGGUCAGUAUCGGCUCAUCAUAUAACUACGGGAACGAGGACCAGGCAGAGUUCCUCUGUGUUGUCUCCAAGGAGCUGCAUAAUCAGUCGUAUGGAACAAGCAGCGAGCCGAGCGAAAAGGCCAAGAUCCUUCAGGAACAAGGCUCUCGAAUGUGAAUCAACUGUGAUUUUAGGUGGUUCAGAACUACCAGUGCAUCACAUGCUUGAGAUCACAAUAGAAAGAAAAUUUGCAAAGAUUGAAGGUAAAUAAUUUGUAAUGGACAUUUUUUUUCCCCCCCUUUCUUUCUUUUUGGGUCACUGACAUUUUGUUUGAGCCUGCACAGCAAAACGACUAUUUCUAUGUUUUUGUUUCAUGUUUAUGGAAGGGGCACGUGAGUAAUUUUGGUCAUCUGAAUGGUUGUAAUAUGCAUGUCAUUACUUAUAAGAUGCGCUAAAAAGGCCUUCAUAUCUGGGCCACAAUUUUCUCAGGGUCUUUAUUGACUUUCUGAAAAUAUUUUAAUAAUGAAACUUAUGGUCCAGUAAGAAAUUGUUUUUGUCCCCCAAAAUAUCACAAUAUGUAUAUUAUGUUACAGUGGAACAGGGUGGGUGUGUGUUAAAAAUGCUGUCAAGGUGAGAUGUAUGGUGUUGAUCAAUGGUGAUUACCAGUGAAGGGUUUUUUUUUCAUACUUUUAACAGUGAAAGAUAUUGUAUUUUAGCAUGCAGAAUGUGGAGGUGAUCAAAAUUUUCUUGGACCAGUCUAGUGUUAGUUUUCAUACCAGGCAAAGAAGAAAGCAUCUGUAUCUACUUGUCUCAAGGUUGCAGUACUGGAGUCUUUUAAAUUAUUAUUUAAUUUUUUUUAGAUCAUUUUGCUGCAGGAAAAGUAAGUUCUGAAAAAUGCUGAAAGACUGUGGUGAAUCUUUUGUCUUCCAUCCUUGGGUUGAUUCCUAAUAACCUCUACUGGAACUGUUCUUUCUUUGGUAGUUUUGGAGAGGGGAAAACUUCUUAAAGAAAUAUUCUGGGCUAACUUUAACUUGUAUCUUUAGCUACAGCAAACUGUGUUUAUUACAAAAAAAAAUAUCAACAUUUCACUUAAAUCAAGUUUGGUUAUUCUGUUUAAGAUGUGUCUAUAAAUUUUAAAGCAGCACCAGACAGGUCCAGUAGUCAGUAUCAUAAAUGCAUUUAAAAGACUGGCAGUUUAGGAAAUUUUUUAAUAGGCUGUUUGUAUGAAAUUUUUAUAUUCCCCCUAGAUCUAAAUAAUAGUUGUGGCUACAUUGAUUAAAGAUCCCACAAAUUUCCAUCAGGAAAUGCAAAAUGCUAAAACUACUUGUUAAGAACUAAAAUCUAAUUUUCAAAAAAAAAAAAAAAAUCAGUUAAAAAAAAUUAAGAAAAAUGUUUCACAUCUCUGUUUUUGUUGCUAACUGCUUGCCCUGUAAGUAUGUUUUGAAUAUUGUUUUCUGCUCCAUGUGCAUGGAAAUGUUGUCUGGUAAUACAAUUUUAACUCCUGUUGUGGUAAAUGGAUAUCAAGUUACAAAUAGUCUAGAAUAUUCCUUAAUGGUUUCAUUGAUGGAUCAACACUGAAGACUCCCCAAAAUCCCAGCCUUUGUAACUGCAAAAGCCUUGCUUUUAAGGUGACUGAAUCAGGUUUUGGCUCUGCUAUUAGAAAUCUGCUUUUAGUGACAUGACAGCGACUGUUAUUUGGUAGUGUGUUUUUUUUUUUUUUUUUUCGUUUUUUUUUUUGAGGUUAUUUUUAUGUUUAGUAAAAGACAGGAAAAACAUUAGCUUUUUUUUCUGUCUGUGCUAGUUUGGCACAGUUCCACUAGAGUGCAUCAGUUUUACUAGCUGGUCAACCUGGCACUAAAAUUCUUAUCAUUCUCGCAGUCUGUUGAUGUUUUGAGGAUCCAUAUUUUACAGAUGCCAACACAAGCUGUUUGGUAAAAUUAAGCUUGAAUCAGUGUGUCAGCUGAUACUCUUGAGUAUUUUGUAUUGGUAUAGGCUUUUGGUAAGGAUGGUAUCCAUACACCCUUAAUUCACAAGCAGACAGAGUUUGUUAUAGUUGGAAAAUAUGUUCUGAUCGGUACACCAUAUGGCUACAUACUGUAUGGUGACUUCAGAUUGUAGCAGUAUGCAAUCCAAUAGAAUUGAAGCUCUAAGCUUAUGAUUUGCAACACCUUUUAAAAAUGUACAAUCAUUUCUUUGGUUCAACUCUUGUGUAGAUGAAUGUUCUUAUGAAAUAUACACAUCAUUGUCUCUUUUUAUAGAACAUUUUUGAAAAUGUUGCCUUUAAUUAAUGACCAACAAAAUGUUAGAAUCUUAUUUUGAAAUGUGGUCAGGAACAAAAGCAAGCAACUUUGCCUGGCCUACAAACAGAUCUAUUUCACAAUGUAUAUAAAUACUAAAGAACGUAAUAUAUUCAGAUGUUAUCAGUGCAUGCUAUUUUUCCUAAGUCUCCUUCACACACAAAGGGCUUUUAAUAGUGGAAUACAAGCUAUAACUCUUGAAGAGGUCCGGCUGGCCUCUAUAUUGCCUGAUAAAGGCUAAGUUUACAUUGCUAGUGUUUUUCUAAUCAAUAAGCUUUCACAUUUACUUUGAGUGUGGCACCACCCUGCAGGUUUUGGCUAGUUUGAAUACCUAUGUUUACAUAUCCUCUUAAUUACCUAGCUAAUUAACUGUCGACCCUGUGUCUUAGCCCAGAGAGCUUUGACUCCUUCUCAGUGGUAUAAUGAGUGGCUUGCUCUGAGUCGCUGUCUUGGGAAGCAUGCCUCCAGCCUGAGAGGUAUCCCCACACAGGGCUUCUGGCUGCGACCCCCACGGUCCUGGCUUCACACGUCCAGAUCGUCUGAGACAUUGGAGCGGUUAGAGACUCGUGGCGCAGUAUACUUUUCCAUGUCUUUGGUUGUGCCUGAGCUCAUGGGGAAGUGUGUGUGUGUGUGUGUGUGUG
Electrophorus electricus (electric eel) is the source of this 3589-nucleotide messenger RNA. RefSeq names its product potassium channel tetramerization domain containing 5a (gene kctd5a). Gene Ontology annotation, molecular function: cullin family protein binding. The record is from RefSeq and is a predicted model, not a curated record. NCBI's taxonomy places the organism in Eukaryota, Metazoa, Chordata, Actinopteri, Gymnotiformes, Gymnotidae. Gene Ontology annotation, biological process: proteasome-mediated ubiquitin-dependent protein catabolic process; protein homooligomerization. Gene Ontology annotation, cellular component: cytoplasm; Cul3-RING ubiquitin ligase complex.